Molecule: messenger RNA, 798 nt
Organism: Penicilliopsis zonata CBS 506.65
Lineage: Eukaryota; Fungi; Ascomycota; Eurotiomycetes; Eurotiales; Aspergillaceae
Exons: 2
Coding region: 1-798 (265 amino acids)
Source: RefSeq, a predicted model, not a curated record
AUGGCCUCCGAGGAUGAGACCUCCGAGUCAAGCUUUUACGGGGACGAGGACGAGAAAACGCGCCUCGAAGAGCUCGUGAACACGUACGAUCCGGAGAAAUACUGGGAUGGACACGCAACUCGUCUCUCGACGAUCCAACAUGUAGAGAAAGAAAAAGAAAAGAACCGAUCGGUCUCUUUGAACAAGAACGAGGCUUUUGACAACCACCACGCAAAGAUAACCACCAGCUCAGAUCCAUGGAUUCGUAUAUUCCACCCCGACAGAAGCACCGACGAGAUAGGAGACAUCCCCAUGUUUGUACGGGAGGGCACCCAUCUGCUCAGGGGGUAUGUACAGGACAAGACGGCGACAAGGUCGACACCGAAUCCGGCCAAAAAGGCAGCUCUCACGCGCAGGCUGGAGAGCGAUCUCUUCGCGCUGGCCAGGGAAACAGGCGUGGUGAGUGGGAAAUGGAUGCUUUUCGUUUCGAGGGAGGAGAUCCGCUCUGUCUGGAGGGCUGUUGCUCAGGCCACGGGCGCCGGGGAACUAGGUGUUGCGGCCAAGGUGGCGAGGGAUGAUCUCAAUCAAUGUGGGAAUCAUGAUUCCAGGCUCGUGGCCGUAUAUACGCGUGACUUUGAAGAUAGACGGGACGUGGCGAGGGUGCUGGGGGGGUUGAAGGAGAUGGGAGUGAUGGGGGGGAAAGGGGAGAGACGGAGAACCAUCUACUACAAGUGCGAUGCCUGGACGUAUUUGGAGAUCAAGGCCAAUAACCCGUACGGACUCAAGGCGAGUCUCUACUCGAGUCGAGAUGAGAUAUAG